Trichoderma virens Gv29-8 is the source of this 2972-nucleotide messenger RNA. RefSeq lists its product as uncharacterized. NCBI's taxonomy places the organism in Eukaryota, Fungi, Ascomycota, Sordariomycetes, Hypocreales, Hypocreaceae. Gene Ontology annotation, molecular function: 1-phosphatidylinositol 4-kinase activity. Bases 419 to 2755 code for a protein of 778 amino acids. Gene Ontology annotation, biological process: phosphatidylinositol phosphate biosynthetic process; Golgi organization; endosome organization. The transcript has 3 exons. The record is from RefSeq and is a predicted model, not a curated record. Gene Ontology annotation, cellular component: lysosomal membrane; fungal-type vacuole membrane; trans-Golgi network.
UUGAUUGCCCCUCCGUCUGUGCGCAAUUCCUUCGUUAGAAUGAUGCAGUGAUCUCGUCUUUCGCUUCUCCCGCGCUCCUUCUGUUGACGUUGACCCGUUACUGUCUCUCGGUUUCUCGCCUCUCCCUUGCCCCCAACCAACUUGGAGUGCCUGCAUCAGCCUCAAUCGACCACUUUCUGCUUCUUGUCCCGCUUGGUCCUCGUUUUCUGUGCCACCCUUGUACUAAGCAAGAGCCUGUGAAACAUCCACACCUCGCUCCGAGCCUGCAUCAUCAGGAGGCAAGGCUGAGCAUCCCCCGCUGUCACCGCCACAAACGAGACGACGGCUUCCAGAAAGGCUACGUUUUUAUCUACAUACCAUUUUAAUCUUAUCGAAACCGGAGACAGUGCCUCACGAUACCGAUACCCGCUUCUUUACCAUGCGUGGAUACCGCUCCGGGACGACGGGGUACGAACGCCUAGCACAGGCAGAUCUCAGCGACGACUCCGACACUGACCUCCUUGCCGAAUCGACCGCAUCUCUCCAACCCUUAUCUACGCCACGAUAUGCUCCCAUUUCUCAGCCUCGCCACCGCUCGAGCGUCACCAGUCCCAAGCUUGGUCCCUCGCGGCCCAAGUUUCGCCGCCGUCUAGGGAGCAAUGGCGGCGUGGAUAUCAAGGCCAUCAAUGCCCGACUUGAACGCUGGGCCGAAGAAAUUGCGGCCAAGUUCAAGCGUAAGGGUAGACACAGCCUAGGGGAGGAAGAGCGGCUAGAGAUUCAUCACUCCGUCUUCCAGCCACCAGAGGGUGUACGGCCUAUAUCUCCCGAGGCUUUGGCCGAGCCGCAGGUAACGGCCAUGACCAAGGCUCAGUUCGAUGCCGUCAUCGAGAGCGUACGACAAGCAAUCCGGCAGGAGGUUCAUCCCAGCAUGAUCUCGCAGGGAAGCUCUGGCAGCUACUUUGCUCGCAACCCCGAUGGAAAGAUUGUCGGCGUAUUCAAGCCCAAGGACGAGGAGCCAUAUGCAGCGGGAAACCCCAAAUGGAAUAAAUGGAUACAUCGAAAUCUGUUCCCAUGCUUCUUUGGGCGAGCUUGUCUGAUCCCCAAUCUCUCCUACGUUAGCGAGGCGGCAGCCUAUGUGCUCGAUCAUCAAUUACGGACGCAUUUAGUCCCUUACACAGACGUGGUGUGGCUGUCGUCCAAGUCUUUCCAUUAUCCCUAUUGGGACCGGCGAAGCUUUCAGAAAAAGAAGAAGCCUCUCCCCCCUAAGCCUGGCAGUUUCCAGGUCUUCCUCAAGGGGUUCAAAGACGCCAACGUCUUUCUACGUGAGAAUCCCUGGCCAGAUCAGUACUGGUCAGGAUUCCGCUCAAACGAUGCCAACCGACAAAAGAAAAAGCGGUGGACCGAAAGCUGCCGACCUUCUGCUUCUGCAUCAGCCGACGAUGCAGCCUCAAGUGAUGAGGAAGAGGAUCAGCGUGGCGAUGGUGGAGAGGGAUCGUCCCCGGCAGCCAACAAAUUCGUAUGGACAGAACAGUUGAAGCAGUCUUUCCGGGAAGAGCUGGAGAAGCUGGUUAUUCUCGACUACAUCAUGAGGAAUACCGAUCGUGGUCUCGACAACUGGAUGGUCAAAGUGGACUGGGAGACGAAUACAGUCUCGCUGGCCUCAGAUCCUAUCCAAAUCAACAUGGAACCCGUUACCGAGGAAGAUGAAGAAGAGGCCAAUGUUAGACCUAUAGAUGCCUCAGAGAUGCCACCUCAACCUACUCGAGCCUCGUACCCCUACAAGCGCCAGAAGCCCAUGAAGGCGUCUUCAUCCCGGAGAAAAGCUGAGCCAAAUAUGUCAAUCGGUGCCAUUGACAACUCGCUCUCGUGGCCAUGGAAGCAUCCAGAUGCUUGGCGAAGUUUUCCCUUUGGCUGGCUAUUCCUUCCGGUUGAUCUCAUCGGCCGACCGUUUUCACAAAAGACGCGAGACCACUUCCUGCCGCUGCUCACGUCGACAGCAUGGUGGAGUGAAACGCAAAUGGCCCUCAAAAAGGUGUUUCAAAUGGACGAAGACUUCAAGGAGCGCAUGUUUGCCAAGCAGAUUGCCGUCAUGAAGGGCCAAGCUUGGAAUGUCGUGGAGGCGCUCAAGACCCCCGACCAUGGUCCGCUAGAGUUGACUCGCCGGGCAAAAGUCUGUGUCUGGGAUGACUACGUCGACAUCCCUGUUGCUGUGCCCAUGAGGAUGACUUCUUCAGAGAUGCGCCGCAGCACUGCUCAGCGGCAGUCGCUGGAUGAAGCCGAUAUCACUGGCUCCGCCCCGACCAGCCGCGUCCCCGUUGACGAUCUUCUCGGCCUGGCCUCAGCGCCUGCAGAAAUGCCUCGCUCUGGUAGAUUCGAUACGGCGAGUCCGCCUGAAGACCCCUUUAUGAGCCCUGAUGAGUCGCCCGGAGUUCCUGACUCUACCAGACCAACAAUGGAAUCCCAGUCCCAGCCCAGUCGAGGUUACCAAGGUCCGUCCCGCGCGCUCAACAUAUACGAGCCUGAGCGCUUUCAGAACCAGAACCAGAACCAGAAACAUCAGCGGCGAUACUCGUACGCCACCCCUGCAACGCGGCAGCAUAGCAAUAGUAUAGCUCAACAGCUCUAUGGGGACAUCUCUUACGCUGCUGAUGAUGACGACCUGGAAGGGGAUCUCGGCUACGCCGCAGCGGAAGGACAGAUGGGUCAUCAACGGAAGGUCAUUGUGGAGCGCCUCGAAGCUGUGAAAAGCAGGAACCCCGUUUUCACAUGGUGUUAACGUGGCAGGUCAGCACUAAACCUGAUGAUCCAUGCUUUGUUGCGUAGGCUUCUUUAUUACAUCACCAAGGGGUUUGGGGGGGCUGGAUUUGGAAUUUGUACACAAAAUGCAUGUCUGGUGCUGACGGGUUAUGGGGGCGCUUUUUCGUACUGGCUCAUCUUCUGUAGUUAUAUUUCGUAACAGGAGACGGCAAUAAGAACUUCUUUGGAAUCUUUUG